Messenger RNA from Phytophthora infestans T30-4, 967 nucleotides. RefSeq lists its product as uncharacterized. Gene Ontology annotation, cellular component: TRC complex; membrane. The coding region runs from base 33 to 824 and encodes 263 amino acids. Gene Ontology annotation, biological process: post-translational protein targeting to endoplasmic reticulum membrane. The transcript has 5 exons. Lineage: Eukaryota; Oomycota; Peronosporomycetes; Peronosporales; Peronosporaceae. The record is from RefSeq and is a predicted model, not a curated record. Gene Ontology annotation, molecular function: protein binding; molecular adaptor activity.
UAUCACAACGCUCCUCCAAGCCAGCGAACACCAUGGUCAACGCCGCUGCCGACGCUAAGAAGAAUGAGGGUAACGAGGCCUUCAAGAAGCAGGACUACUCCAAUGCUGUGGCCAAGUACACAGAGGCAAUCGAGAUCGACCCCACAAAUCACGUGUACUUCUCCAACCGCAGCGCUGCUUACGCUGGCUGGGGCAAGUACCAGGAGGCUGUGGACGAUGCUGCCGAGUGCAUCCGUAUCAAUCCCCAGUUCGUCAAGGCUUACCACCGUCACGGCGUGGCUCUGAAGGGUCUGAAGAAGUACGACGAGGCUCUGGCCACGCUGCGUGCAGGACAACGCGUGGACUUUAACAACGCCGACCUGAACCGUCUGGUGACGGAGAUCGAGCCGCUGCAAGCCCGCGCCGAGCAGGCCAAGCGCUCGGGCAUGAACCCUGCUGAGCUGCUGAAGGAGCGCGGCAACGACGCGUUCAAGAGCGCCGCCUUCGAGAAGGCCAUUGAGCUGUACGGCGAGGCCAUCGAGGCCUGCAGCGACAAGCCCGGCUCGGCUCUGGCUCUGUCGUGCUACAACAACCGCGCGGCUUGCAACCAGCAGCUCAGCAACUUCUCGGGUGUCAUUCGUGACUGCACGCAUGUACUCGAGUUCGACGAGAAGAACCAGAAGGCUCUUCUGCGACGUGCGCUGGCCUACGAAGGCCUGGAGCGCUACCGUCUGGCUCUCCAGGACAUCCGUGCGCUGCUCGCCAUCAACCCUUCCAUUGACAUUGCCAACAAGGCCCAGCACCGUCUCAGCAAUUACGUGCGCCAACUUAAGCAAAGCAACUAAUUGCAACAAAGAGACACGGCAACGAAAGAGCAGCAAACGGUGAUGGACCGAUGUCGCCAGUAGAGAAAGACCUGCCACACACACACAUGUUAACAUGCAGGCCGUUGAAUUUUCCAUAGAUUUUGCUUUGUUGCAUUUUUUUU